Messenger RNA from Thunnus maccoyii (southern bluefin tuna), 1376 nucleotides. It is a transcript of the gene surf6, whose product is annotated as surfeit 6. The transcript is spliced from 5 exons. NCBI's taxonomy places the organism in Eukaryota, Metazoa, Chordata, Actinopteri, Scombriformes, Scombridae. The record is from RefSeq and is a predicted model, not a curated record. Gene Ontology annotation, molecular function: DNA binding; RNA binding. Gene Ontology annotation, biological process: ribosomal small subunit biogenesis; ribosomal large subunit biogenesis. Gene Ontology annotation, cellular component: nucleolus. The coding region runs from base 47 to 1198 and encodes 383 amino acids.
GCACAAAUAGAGAGACGACCUCCUAAAUAACAGCUACAUAACCGACAUGUUUCUAGUCAGAGGGGGAGUUCUUUUGGUGUUACUACUUCCGGGUCAGCGUCUCAGUUCAUUUGUUGACAUGGAUCUCGCCUCCAAGGACUCUUACAUUCAGAAAUUCGCAAGUAAAGUCUUUUCUCAACGAGACCAGGAGCCGAAGAAAAGACCGUUUGCUCAUUUUAAGGGUCAAAAUGACACCGGUGCUCCAAAGAAGAAGAAAAAGUGUAAAAAGAAACAUUUCAAAGAAAAGGGAGGCGACGAGAAGAAACCUACUCAGAAACCACAACAGAAGCCUUCAGCUGUUCCAGGAAAACAGAAAAGCCCGGCAGGAAAACUGAACGAGUCCAAAGCCGAGAGCGUAAACGGAGCUACGGCACAGACGCCCGCAGGAGGAAAUGUCAAGUCCAACUUCUCCACAGUAGAUGUUCUCCGCAAGAGGCUGCAUGAAAAGAUUGAACAGUCCAGAGGGCAGGGAGCCCCAAAGGAUGCUUCAUCCGAGGCGGUCCAGGCAAAGCGAGCAAAACGAAAGCUUGAACGGGAGCGUAAGAAGAGGAAAAGAAAAGAGUUUCGGAUGAAGAAACUGGCCGAAGAAAGUGGCCAAGAGCAGCAGCCAGAGAUAAAACAGGAAGUAGAGCAGACCCCAGCUGCAAGCAAAAGAAAUGAAACUGCCAUCGUCUUCAACAAGGUGGAGACCGUAGAAGAGGGAUAUGUAGACAAAAUGCUGAAAAAGAAGAACAAGAAACAGAGCAUGAAGGGCCAAAUAACACCGCUGACAGGGAAGAACUACAAGCAGCUGCUCAAUCGUGUGGAGGCGCGCAAAGCGAAGUUGGAGCAGCUGAGGGAGAAAGACGAGGGGAAGGCUCGCGAGAUGGAGGAGAAGAUGAGGUGGACCAACAUGCUUUACAAAGCAGAGGGACUCAAGAUCAAAGACGACGAGGAGAUGCUGCGCGCCUCGCUGAAGAGGAAGGAGAAGAGGCGUGAUCAGAGGAAGAAGCAAUGGAACAAGCGUAGCGAGAACAUCGUAGAGAAGAUGCAGCAGCGGCAGGACAAGCGACGAAGGAACAUCCAGAAACAAAAGAAUGCCAAAACAGAGAAGAAGAAGGACAGGGCGCGAAAGAGGGGCAGAGUGCUGCCUGAGGACUUGAAAAAAGCUGCAGUGUAGUGGGAAGAGUGUGUGUUAUGUUAUGUUUUACGACAAAACAACAUAUGCAAUGUCUAAAUAAGUAAAUCAGUCUCUUUUUAUGGACAUGAUACAAAGUUCUCCUGCUGUUGAACGUGUUGUACCUUCUUUUCCGUCUAGGAGUGAUGGUCAAUAAAAUGUGAUUUUUCUUUAUGAUGAA